AUGGCUGCAAAUGAUGUGCCUUGUUGUGAGUCCAUGUUCUGGGUUUACUUGUUCAUAUGCGUGGGACUUGUGGCUUUUGCAGGCCUCAUGUCCGGCCUAACUCUGGGCCUCAUGUCUCUGGAACUCGUCGAUCUUGAGGUCCUCAUCAAGGCUGGUCAGCCAGAGGACAGCAAAAAUGCUGCCAAGAUUUUGCCUCUUGUGAAAAAACAGCACCUCCUAUUAUGCACUCUUCUCAUCUGCAAUUCCCUGGCAAUGGAGGCUUUGCCCAUCUUCCUUGACGCUCUUCUACCUGCAUGGGGAGCUGUGUUAAUCUCUGUCACCCUCAUUCUUGCUUUUGGAGAGAUAAUUCCUCAAGCUGUUUGUUCUCGAUAUGGACUGAGUAUUGGUGCAAAGCUGUCCCCCUUGGUUCGGUUGCUUGUCAUAGUUGUUUUCCCAUUAUCAUAUCCAAUUAGUAAGUUGCUGGAUUCACUACUUGGGAAGCAGCAUUCUGCUCUACUCAGACGAGCAGAGUUGAAGACGUUGGUGGAUUUGCAUGGAAACGAGGCUGGAAAAGGCGGAGAGCUAACUCGUGAUGAAACUACAAUCAUUUCUGGGGCUCUUGACUUGACAGAAAAGACAGCUAAAGAUGCCAUGACACCUUUGUCUAGAAUCUUUGCUCUCGAUCUCAACUCCAAGCUCGAUGACAAUCUGAUGAAUUUGAUAAUCAGCCAAGGACACAGUCGUGUGCCUGUAUACUCUGGAACUCCCAGUAACAUAGUUGGCCUUAUUCUGAUAAAGAACCUUAUAAAAUGCCGUCCUGAAGAUGAAACACCAAUUAGGAAUCUGACUAUCAGGAAGAUACCCAGGGUUUAUGAUUCAAUACCGUUGUACGAUAUGCUAAAUCAGUUUCAAAAAGGUCAGAGCCAUAUGGCUGUCGUGGUAAAGAAUAAAGAUCUUUGUAGUGAUGCUGCUGAAACGGAAAAUGCUAAGUCCAAAGUUGAUAUGUUGAGGAGCCAUUUGCAUUCAAUCAACACCCAAGCGGUUCAGGAAGCAAAUGAUGUUCCAUAUGGUCAACGAAAAUCAGCACAUGUUCUGGAGUCAUCUGUGCCUUGUUGUCGAAUUAAAGUCUCGAGUCCGGUCCCCAGUGAGAAGAUCAAAGUUAACUUCCAGGUGGAAGCUAUUCCAAGCCCGGAUGAUGAAGUUAUAGGUAUAAUUACCAUGGAAGAUGUUCUGGAAGAAUUGCUCCAGGAACCAAUAUAUGAUGAAACUGAUGAGUACGUUGAUGUUCAUAACAAAAUUAAGAUCAACAUGAUCCCGGCAAAGAAAUAUUUCACUAGAUCCCCUGGAGGAGCCUCCGCAUUAAGCCCAAACACCAGAAGUGGGAUGAUGACAUCUCCACCUUCUUCAGACCAUCAGACGUCUGUAUCAUACAAUCAUUCACCUCUACUCCGUUCACCGGUGUCACCGUACUCUCUAUCGCCAACUGAAAGGCCAAAUCUGUAUGCUUCACCCCGAAACUACACCUUGAAUUCUCCAAUCAGGCAUGCACAGAAUCUGCAGACCGGACCUUCCUUCAAUCAAGUAUCGACGUUCUAG
Oldenlandia corymbosa var. corymbosa is the source of this 1575-nucleotide messenger RNA. Lineage: Eukaryota; Viridiplantae; Streptophyta; Magnoliopsida; Gentianales; Rubiaceae. The record is from the annotation of a GenBank genome assembly.